UGCUCAAGCUAUGGGACCCGUUGAUCACCUGUUGAUCAUUUGCGAAAGAAAGGAGGCUUCGCUGGAGAUCAGGACAGACCCACAGCAAGACCUGGUAUAGAUUUUGGAGGAAAUGAAGCACAUUCUCCAAUACACGGGCUGCUUCUUGGCCUUCUUCUCUGCCGGCUUCCUGAUUGCUGCGACUUGGACAGACUGUUGGAUGGUGAACACGGACGACUCCUUGGAGUUGAGCGCUACCUGCCGCGGCCUUUGGUGGGAAUGCGUCACCAAUGCCUUUGACGGGAUAACAACCUGCGAUGAAUAUGACUCCAUCUUGGCUGAGCACCCAGUGAAACUGGUCCUGACCCGAGCGAUGCUCAUCACAGCUGACAUCCUGGCUGGCUUCGGGUUCACCUUCCUCCUCCUGGGCCUGGACUGUGUGAAAUUCCUCACGGAUGAACCUGGAAUCAAAACCCAAAUCUGCUUCAUAGCUGGACUGGCUCUGCUAACGGGAGGUGUCCCUGGGCUAAUUGGAUCCGUCUGGUAUGCCAUCGGCGUCUACGUGGAGCGCUCGACUCUGGUUUUGCAUAACGUCUUUGUGGGCAUCCAGUACAAAUUUGGGUGGUCCUGUUGGCUGGGGCUGAGCGGGUCUCUGGGCUGCUUCUUAUCUGGCUCCUUGCUAACCUGCUGCAUGUAUCUCUUCAGAGAUGUUGGUGCAAGCAGUUCGUUGCGGAAGACUUAUUCCCCUCCUGGGAUGAGCAGCCUGUGCCGCCCAGCCUCCCAGACAACUACUGCCAAAAUGUACGCCAUGGACACCAGAGUGUGAGGAAGAGGAGAUCCUGAGGGGACUUGGCUCACCUCCUUUGUGACUUAUGGGGCUGCCCCAGAUGCCAGAAAGGGUCUCCAGAGGCUGUGAUUCAACCCCAAGGACUUUGGCUGUUUCCACCAACCAUGUUCAGGACAAUCUCUCAUCCCUAACAAAUAUCUGUUAGUUUGUUUUGAGAACCGUGCCUAUGGUGAAUGCAGC
Molecule: messenger RNA, 1006 nt
Organism: Podarcis raffonei (Aeolian wall lizard)
Lineage: Eukaryota; Metazoa; Chordata; Lepidosauria; Squamata; Lacertidae
Gene: CLDN16
Product: claudin 16
Exons: 5
Coding region: 113-805 (230 amino acids)
Biological process (GO): cell adhesion; bicellular tight junction assembly
Cellular component (GO): bicellular tight junction; plasma membrane
Molecular function (GO): structural molecule activity
Source: RefSeq, a predicted model, not a curated record